Malania oleifera is the source of this 513-nucleotide messenger RNA. RefSeq lists its product as uncharacterized. The record is from RefSeq and is a predicted model, not a curated record. The transcript has a single exon. Bases 1 to 513 code for a protein of 170 amino acids. NCBI's taxonomy places the organism in Eukaryota, Viridiplantae, Streptophyta, Magnoliopsida, Santalales, Ximeniaceae.
AUGGGCUAUGCUAAGGGAAGUACCAGAUGGUAUUUGAAAGCUGCUAAGUCUAUACAAGCACCAUCUGCAUCUGCAGCAACUUUAGCCUCAGCCUUUACUCUAAUAUCAACAGCAGCUCAAUCCUCUUCCACACAAGAACUUGGCUUAUCUUCAGAAGCACCUUCUUGGUUCUUAUCCUUUCAACAAGACUUUUCUAGUUUCUCUUUUGAAGUACGCACUGGUCUUCAGAAUAUCAAGGCCAAGGUCACAUCACUUGAUAAACGGGUCACUCUUAUAGAGCAAUAUCAUACCAAAACUUCUAAGAGCAGUGAUCCCAUGGAAAUUAGCUCUGCUUAUCAGAGUACAAAUGAUGAUGAUGGUGAUGAUGAUGGUAAUGAUGAUGAUGAUGCAAAUGAUGAUGAUGCAAGAAAUUCUGAAAAUGAAGGUGAUGAAGAAAACACUGACGAAGAAGGGACUCAAGAAGAAGGAGGAGAAGAAGCAGACAAAGGAGAUGAUUCUGUAGAAGAAGACUAG